GUGAAAGCUGAACAUCCUUAGUCACCAUCAUGGGUGACCAGAAGGAAAGCCCAGGAUGGUCAACCCUAACCUCUGUGGUCAAUUUUUUAAGAUGGGCAGUUACCAGCAGUCAAAUCCUUAUCUCCAUCACUCCAUCAAAUACAAGCUGAAACACAUCUCAACGAAGAUGUUCCAGGCUGAAUUUGGAAAAGAUCCUAAAAGAAAACUACAACUCCCAGCGUCCCACGGUGUCACACAACAACAAACGAGAGGGAGGCAGCAGCUGGGAGAGAAGGAGACAGACUGACUGUGCAAAGAGAGGCAAAGAGAGAGAGAGAGACUGGGAGAGUUUUGCUUCCACACCGGUGGAGGUUUUCUCCGCUGCAGAGGAGCAGAGCUGACGGACAGGAUUCCGCUCAAAAUGGCUAAAAACCAGGAAGUGGAGCGCAUCGCCAAAAAGCUGGAUAAAAUGGUGCACAAGAAGAAUACGGAAGGUGCUCUCGACAUGUUGAGGGAACUGAAGAACAUCAAGAUGUCUCUGGAGACCCUGCAGUCCACCAGAGUCGGGAUGUCAGUGAACGCGGUGAGGAAACAGAGCUCAGAUGAAGAGGUUCAGACUCUGGCCAAAGCUCUCAUCAAGUCCUGGAAGAAACUGCUGGAUGGAUCAGAGGGGAAGUCGGAGGAGAAGAAGGGGGAAGGCUCUCCUGUGAGGUCAUCAUCCACUUCCAAAGACUGUGACAGCGAAAAAAGCAGUAAGAAGUCUGGGGAGACCCCCACCACCCCAACCUCUCCCACCCUUCCCGCUCGGGUCACCUCCUUCCCCCCCGCCCCCGUCACCACCGACAGCGUACGGAACAAGUGUCGAGAGCUGCUGGUGGCCGCGCUGCAGACCGACGAUGACCACAAGACCAUUGGAGUUGACUGCGAGCACCUUGCAGCACAAAUUGAAGAACAGAUCUUCCAGGAGUUUAAGUCUACAGACAUGAAGUAUAAAAGUCGUCUACGAAGCCGCAUCUCAAACCUGAAGGACCAGAAGAAUCCCGACCUGCGGCGCAACGUCCUGUGUGGAAACAUCUCGCCUCAACGCAUCGCCAGCAUGACGGCAGAGGAGAUGGCGAGUGCAGAGCUAAAGCAGAUAAGAGAGGCUUUGACCAAAGAGUCCAUCAGAGAACAUCAGUUGUCGAAGGUCGGAGGAAGUGAGACGGACAUGUUCAUCUGCAACAAGUGUCACGGAAAGAGCUGCACGUACACACAGGUGCAGACACGCAGCGCUGAUGAGCCCAUGACGACCUUUGUGUUGUGUAAUAGCUGUGGCAACCGAUGGAAGUUAUGGAGGGAAAAUUGUCAGUAACAAACGUUCACCACAAGAUGGCAGCAGAGACUGCGCUUCAGUUUCCUCCUCUUCCUCACAGCCCUGCCUCUACUCACCUUCAGUCAGAACUUCUGCUUCCUCUUCAUGCCUUUCUCACUCUUUCUAUAUGUAUUUUUAUGUCUAUUUCUUUCCUUCUUUGUCUCCAUCUUCUUCUUUUCGUCUUUUCUUUCUCUUAUACGUCUCAGCUCUCGUCCUUCCACUCCCUCUUCUCUUGUUUACAUCUUACACCUCAUUCGUUGUCCUUUUCACCCUCCUCCCUACUUCUUAUCCUUUUCCUCUCUGUGUUUACUCCUCCUUCCUUCUCCACGCAGUUUUUCUGGUUCCUCCCACCCUUAUUUAGCUCCUGGCUCUAGGUCAAGGUGAAGCAACUAAUUUGCGAAGCUGAUGGUGUGUGGGUAAUCUGUUUUGUUAGUUCAACACUCUUAGACACUUGAGAGAAUGAAAAAUUGUGGUGGGCUUCAGCAUUGUGAACCGAAAUGAAUAAUUCUAAUAAAGCUACAUUAAUUUUUAUGACCUUUUUAACUUUAGGAGUUCUCAUCUUUUCAAACAAGGCUGUUUUUUUGUUUUUUCUCAUGAUCUCAUGAGUGAUGAUGUUUUUUUAUUUAUUUUUUUUUUUGGUUUACAUUUUGGAGAUGCAAAGGUUUAACACAACAAACAAACAAAACACACGAAAGGCCCCUUUUUAUUCAGCUUUAAAGCAAUUAAUGAGCAAAUUUAUGGUAAAACAUUUAAAGAUUCAAGUUACCAGAGCUAAGGUGCUUAAUCUAUUGUAAAUUUAAAGCUGCACUGAUUUUUCUUUUUAUUUAUUUUCUUUUCUUUAUCUUGGUCAGUUGAGGGCAGUGGAACAACCUGAAAACAGAACACUAACAUACAGGAUAUCCACCUUAUUAUGAUGUUUAUGUGAAUGUGUUCACCUGAUGAAUGUAUGUUCAAUUUUCACUCUUUUUCGCUCUGUUUUGGUCUCCACCAACUCCAGAGAGAAACAUUUGGCUCUUUAUCUGCUAUAUGUUCCACUUUCUUCACCACUAGUCUCACGUCUUUCUGUCUGGUUUUUGGAGCUGAGCAUGGAGCGUAGAGUGGGUUUAUCAGAGUUUGUUAGAUGUAAGCAGCUCUCUGAGGAUGGGGCUGAUGAGGACGCUGUGACUGAACCAAACAUUGUAUGUGCCAUGAAACCGAAACAAGCUCAGUAGACCGGCAGAGUUGGUGAAUUCAUCACUACAAGCAACAUCUUUCACAUUCCAAAUUUACUCGAUCCAUUGUUAAUAUAUGGAAUUAUGGAUUAGUGCAAUUUUAAUCUUGGCAAAUGCUAUAAGUUUGGCAAUUAUUAUAUAAAUAUUUUAGGUAAAAUGUGUAAAACAAAGAUGGUUCAUCCCACCUCAGCUCCACUCAGGCUCAGCAGCUUUCUACCUCUAGUAGCUGAAAACUGGAGGCAAGAAAUACAAGUUAAAGGUACCAUGUGGAGUUUUUUUUUUUUUUUUCCAAUACUACUAACAAGCCUAUGGAGCAACGUUUUUAACAAUUGGACCACCAUUUGUUUGUUUCAUGUGUAUGCCCAUUUAUAUCACGCAUUUACAUAUUGGUCAGUGCAAGAAAAUUGGCACAGUGGUUCACAACCUGCUGCUGGUUUCCUGCUAAUCUGCUAAUUAAAGAUUCAACACGUUUGGAUAUACACCUGAAGGAUGCAAAUGAUUACAAAGAGUUUGGUGAGUAAAACUGAAUUUAAACAUAACUGUCUGUUUAAGAGAAAACUCCACAGGGCACCUUUAACUCUAGGGUUUUAGCAUUUUUAAGUUGUUGAGAAGUGAAAGUUUUUACUGAUCCAACUUUUCAAGAGUUUAAUCACAGUCUUUCUUUCUGUCUUUCAGUUCUGUUGAAGAGGAUGUGUGUAUAUUAUUCCAUCAUGAAGCAAACUAAAGUGAAUUGAAUUUGGAUUUAAAAAAUGAGUUUAGUUUCUUUUUUUAUUUUCGUAUAAUUUCUUUAUAAAUACAUAUAUAUAUCUAUAUAUAUAUAGAUAUAUAUAUAUAUAUAUAGAUAUAUAUAAAACUAAAAGCUGUAAUAUAUUUGGAGAAAAAUAUGCCAGUUCAUGUUGUCUAUUGGUUUCAUUUGUUUUGUAUUGGAACACUUAGAGUUUAUUUCUUAUGCUAGAUGAAGCUUUAAGCCAAAUUUAAAUCACAUUUAUGCCUUGUGGAAACAGUGGAUGUGCCUUUCUUUGCCAUGUUUGCUGCCACAUAUUUUGCCCUUUACAUUUCUAUUAAAGUUGCUCUUGGAUGAAGAACCAAU
Messenger RNA from Seriola aureovittata, 3631 nucleotides. It is a transcript of the gene tcea2, whose product is annotated as transcription elongation factor A (SII), 2. Gene Ontology annotation, cellular component: nucleus. The transcript is spliced from 12 exons. The record is from RefSeq and is a predicted model, not a curated record. Gene Ontology annotation, biological process: DNA-templated transcription; transcription elongation by RNA polymerase II. Gene Ontology annotation, molecular function: nucleic acid binding; zinc ion binding. Lineage: Eukaryota; Metazoa; Chordata; Actinopteri; Carangiformes; Carangidae. Bases 401 to 1330 code for a protein of 309 amino acids.